This is a messenger RNA of Anopheles nili, 986 nucleotides long. RefSeq names its product inactive hydroxysteroid dehydrogenase-like protein 1. Gene Ontology annotation, cellular component: endoplasmic reticulum. Gene Ontology annotation, molecular function: oxidoreductase activity. Lineage: Eukaryota; Metazoa; Arthropoda; Insecta; Diptera; Culicidae. The transcript has 4 exons. Bases 1 to 954 code for a protein of 317 amino acids. The record is from RefSeq and is a predicted model, not a curated record.
AUGUUAAUGCUACUAACUACGAUUAUUGGAGCGUAUAGUAUAAUCUGCUGGAUCUACGAAAACCUUCGUACUCCUUUUCUGUUGCUGUUGAAAUGGAUUCAACAGCAAUUUGAAAAGGAUAGACAAGAUUUAUUUUCACAGAAAUACGGUUCUUGGGCAGUUAUUACCGGUAGUUCCGAUGGAAUCGGCAAAGGAUAUGCAAGCUAUUUAGCCAGUCAAGGUAUGAAAGUACUGCUUGUUGCUCGCAAUGAGAGCAAACUAAAACGAGUGGCCGAAGAAAUCACGGCCAAACAUGGCUUAGAAACCCGCAUUUUCGUAGCUGACUUUUCAAAGGGAGAAGAAAUUUACGACAAACUUGCAAUAGCGUUGAACAAGCUGGAUAUAGGCAUCCUGGUUAAUAAUGUGGGAAUCAUCAACGAAAAACCUAUCCAGACAGAUAAAAUGGAAAGGCGUUUAAUGUGGGAUCUAAUCAACAUCAAUGUAGGAGCUGCAACGCUUCUGUGCAAUAUUGUAAUUCCUUCAAUGAAGCAACGCAAACGUGGAUUAAUCAUAAAUGUUUCUUCACUCUCAUCGCUCGCUCCAACUCCUUAUCUAAAUGUGUAUGCUGCAACAAAAGCUUACAUAACGAGUUUUUCGCUUGCAUUACAUGAAGAGCUUGCACCUUACGGGAUCGAGUGCCAAACCGUAUCACCAGGUUUUGUACACACGAGUAUGACGGAUUAUCUAGCACCAGCAAAUGGACAACAAAAAUCUGCACCGUUACACCUUGUAAAGGUCAAUGAUAUGAUACGGUACGCAGGAUUCACCAUCGCUAAAGUCGAUCAAACCACUGGCCACUGGUCGCACGGCGUGCAAACCGCUUUACUUAAAGCGCUGCCGUUAUCAUUGAGACUUCGAGUAUACGCCAAACUGUAUACAUACCUUUUGAAGAAACAUUCCACCAUUGAGCACUAAUUAACCUGAAUAUUAGGCUUUUCAAAUUCAGC